ACCAAAGUACAUGACUGUAGAAAGAAGGAAAGUUGGUGAUUUCACUGCAGAAACUUAAUAUCAGGAAGUUUGAGGACAAUAUAUAAUUAUUGUGCACAACACUGAAAGGGAAAUUACUACUAACUAUUGACAGGGAAAUUACAAAACAAAUCCUGUUAUAAUGGAGAAGUACAUGAGUGAUAUAACACAUGCUUCGGAUGAAGUGCCUGAAAUGUUCUGUGAACAAUGUGAACAACACAGUGUAUAUGCCGCUGCUGAAGGAUUCUGUGUAGACUGUUCAGAGUACAUGUGUAAAACGUGCCUUGUGUACCAUAAGCGGUAUAUGCCCGGACAUACACAACAGGAUACCAGUACUAUGUCGCAUGAUUAUUGCGUGGAAAAAUGCUCCAUUCACCCAAAGCUCUUACUAAAAUUUUACUGUCAAACCUGCGAGAAAUUUGCUUGCACCGACUGCAAAAUAAAUGACCACAAAAACUGUGAACAUGUUGGUCACAUUUCAACAUUUGUAAGCCAUGUUGAAAAUAAAGAAGCUCUUGAAGACAUAAAAGAAUACAUUGACUAUUUAAAAGGAGAUUUAGAGGAAAUGCAGAAAAAGAUAAGCCAGAAUACAGAGCACAUCAGUUUACAAGAAAUCAACGCUAAAAAGACAAUGUACGUCCAUAGGGAGAAAAUGAAGAAAAAUCUACAAGAUAUGAAGCAAGAAAUGGUUGACAUUUACGACACAGAGAUAAAUGAUGCUGAAGAAAUUCUAAGAGAGUUACGGCAGAAAAGGGAAGAAACCAUUGAAUGCUUUAAUGCAAAAGAAAACAUAUUAGAAAAGAAUCUGAAAGAGGCAGAAAUGGAUAUGGAACAGAAAAUUGAAGACACUAAAGUUGCUGAUUUAACUAAAUUAAGUAAUAUAGAACAGAAAAAUACAGAUAUAGCAAAUGACCUUGAAAAAAUGAUUCUCAAUCUUGAACAAAAACAAAAAUCAGGUGAAAGAUGUAGUACAUUUAUAGCAGUCAAGACAAGUCAAAAAGUUCUUGAAAGUUUUGAAGACGAUAUGAAGGAACUGAAAGACAACAGUAACACGAGUGACUUUAAAGUUGAAGCGGAAGCCAAUAGUUUUACAUUUGAAACUGUUGAUUCUACGAAGAAAUUUUUCUCUUACAAGAAAAUUGAGAAAUCAAGGAAACAACAAAGUGCUGUACACCAUUCACAACUGCAAAUUAAGCCUGUUCAUUACACAAGUUUGUGUCUACUGAAUGAAAGCAAGCUACUGAUUACAGAUUAUAAGAACAGUAUGAUAUAUGCUUUUGAAGAUUUACUGGAAAACAAACUCCUCUCUGCACUUCAAAUGCCAUCGGCUCCUUGGGGUAUAACGAAAGUAAACGACAAUGAAGUUGCUAUUACUUUCCCGGAACUUGGAAUAGUUCGUUUUCUCGAGUUUUCUGAAAUGAUGACAGUGAUGAAAACCAAGGACGUAAAGGUUGGGUAUGAAUGCUAUGGUAUAGCAUGUGGACGUAACCGAUUAAUCAUCUCUUAUCUCGAUCCGUCAAGAGUUAAGAUUCUAGAUAUGUCGGGAAAUGUUUUAAAAUGCUUCGAUAAAAAUUCCGAGGACAGCCCAUCAUUUAGUUCUCCGAGACACUUGGCGCUAAGUCCAAAUAAGCGACUUAUAUAUGUAUCUGACAGGGACAACAAUUCCGUGACCAGUAUGACAUUUGAUGGGAAGGUCAAGGCCAUCUAUAAAGAUAAUCAGCUAACAGCUCCAUUCCAACUCGCAGUGGAUAGGGAGGGAUUAGUGUACGUUUGUGGGAGGGGCUCCAACAAUGUUCAUCAGUUGUCAUCCGACUUAACUAAGAUUAACAUUUUGCUGAAUGACAAACAUGAACUGGUAAAGCCAGUGAGUGUUGCCCUUUGUGAAGAUGAAAACAGACUAUAUAUUGGAAGCUUCAGCUGCAACAACAUACAGGUGUUUGAAUUAAUGCAGAAAUAGACAAGAAUAAAAGUAUACAUUUCCUAGAAAGUACUUUAAUGUCAAUGUUUUAAAAUGUUCAGUUUGUAAACAACAGUAUACUCUAUUCAAAAAAUUGAUUUAGCUGGUAAAAACUUUCAUGAUGUCAACCAGAAUUGCUAUUUUACCAGGGAUAUGACUUGUUGGAUUCUCAAGACUAAAGAUAAUAAAAAUUAUAAUUUUA
This is a messenger RNA of Mercenaria mercenaria, 2177 nucleotides long. RefSeq lists its product as uncharacterized. The transcript has a single exon. Gene Ontology annotation, molecular function: zinc ion binding. The coding region runs from base 161 to 1975 and encodes 604 amino acids. NCBI's taxonomy places the organism in Eukaryota, Metazoa, Mollusca, Bivalvia, Venerida, Veneridae. The record is from RefSeq and is a predicted model, not a curated record.